UCCCCAGAGCUUAGCCAGAGGACCCAAAGCAGCUAUAUGAGAAAGGAAAGUCCCACCAGGAGGGGUGAUUGAGGGGCCGACGGGAACUUAACAAUGCUGGUGCCCGACCUGCCAGACUCCCAGACUCUCCAGGGAAGGGUCUGUUGGGGCCAGUAAAGCUUGGCUCCCCGAUCCCAGAAACCUUCCUAUCACUCGUCUUGACUCGAAAGUUCCAGGAUUGGAAAACCCCAAAUGGGACCACGAAGAGUUGGUAACAACACAGGGGAGACAAGCCUGGUGCAUGUCUGGAGCUCCGGAGUUCUGAGCUGCAGUGGUCUAUGCCAAUCAAGUGUCCACCCCAAGUUGAGCAUCAAUAUGGCGAACCUCUGGUCAGUGGGCUAUGAGUGUACCUAAGGAAGGGCAAACUGAACUGGAUCUUAAAUUAGAGGUCUGAGAGACCCAGGCCCACCAUGGACACAUGCUGGAACUCUACCAAUACCUCCCAGGGACACUUGGAUUCUGACGCCUUGCGGGCCUACAUGGUACUAGAUUUUCCCCAGAAGACGGCCAUCGCCGUGCUCUGUUCCCUCUUAGGCAUCCUGUGUGUCCUGGAGAAUGCCAUUGUGUUCUUCCUGAUCCUGUCCUCCCCCAGGCUCCGCAGAAAACCCUCUUACCUGUUCAUUAGCAGCCUCGCAGGGGCUGACUUCCUGGCCAGCCUGGUUUUUGUCAUCAGCUUUGUAAAAUUCCAUGUCUUCCACCAGGAAGAAUCCAGGACCGCCUUCCUCCUGAAACUUGGGGGUGUCACCAUGACCUUUACGGGCUCUGUGGGCAGCCUGCUGCUGACCGCCAUCGACCGCUACCUCUGCCUGUGCCACCCUGCCAAGUGCAAGGCCCUGCUCACCCGGGGAAGGGCACUGGCCGCACUGGCAGCCAUGUGGACCAUCUCAGUGGUGGUCUCCUACCUGCCGCUCAUGGGGUGGACCUGUUGCCCCAGACCCUGCUCCGAGCUCUUUCCCCUAAUUCCCAAUGACUACCUGCUCAGCUGGAUCGUGCUCAUCAUCCUUCUGCUGGUUGCCAUCAUUUACACCUACACCUAUGUCCUAUGGAAGGCCUACCGGCACACGUCGAAUUUGGUAGUGUACCAACAGAGGCGAUUGACAGGCGUGUCUCGGAUACGGCUCGAUGUGAGGUUGGCCAAGACCCUGGGAGUGGUAGUGCUGGUUCUGCUUCUCUGCUGGCUGCCUGUACUGACCCUCAUGGUCUACAGUUUGGCUGCCUCAUUGAAUGAACACAUUAAGAAGGUCUUUGCUUUUUGUUCCAUGCUAUGCCUGGUCAAUUCCAUGGUGAACCCUGUUAUCUAUGCCCAGCGAAGUAGGGAGAUCCGUUCCUCUGCCAGGAACUGUCUGACCCGUUGGAAAAAUAUGCUCAGAGGCAUUGGAGCAGAGGGUACAGAGGAUACUCAGAAAUCCUCGGUCACAGAGACAGAGGGGGAGACGAAAGUCACCUGAGCCCCUGGUCCUAGCCUCCCUGUUGUCUUGGUUCAUUAACUUCUAUGUAGGUUUCUGAUAUCAAAAGUAAUAGGCAUGCCUACCUUCUCAAAAUCACCUAUUAUUAACACUAAAAAAAAACCCUUUUUUUUAGUAUAAAGAUAACAGAGAGGCAAUGUGCUAUAGUAGUUAUAGAGGCUCGAAGGCUGGCCUCAGAGUCAGGAAGACCUGGGCUCAAAUCUGGCCUCUGACACAUGCUGGCUGUGUGACCUUGGGUUAG
Messenger RNA from Vombatus ursinus (common wombat), 1746 nucleotides. It is a transcript of the gene CNR2, whose product is annotated as cannabinoid receptor 2. Bases 450 to 1487 code for a protein of 345 amino acids. Gene Ontology annotation, biological process: cannabinoid signaling pathway. Gene Ontology annotation, cellular component: membrane. The transcript is spliced from 4 exons. Gene Ontology annotation, molecular function: cannabinoid receptor activity. Lineage: Eukaryota; Metazoa; Chordata; Mammalia; Diprotodontia; Vombatidae. The record is from RefSeq and is a predicted model, not a curated record.